Molecule: messenger RNA, 609 nt
Organism: Fusarium vanettenii 77-13-4
Lineage: Eukaryota; Fungi; Ascomycota; Sordariomycetes; Hypocreales; Nectriaceae
Exons: 2
Coding region: 1-609 (202 amino acids)
Source: RefSeq, a predicted model, not a curated record
AUGGCUUCCUGCAACAACCGAGACUGCCAGAAGGCCGACUGGAAGGCACACAAAAAGAUCUGCAGUCAGCAAGCUGGGUCUGCUUCUGCUUCUGGGCCUGGACACCAGGGCCUGUCUCCGCCCAACGGACUGGAUGAACCCAUCCGCGACCCAUUCACUCGCCUCGACAAUGGCACCUACCUCCACAACCGUCCAGAGAAGGAUGUGUAUCGACUGCUUCUUGACACAUACCGUCUCCGUGUCGACGACAUGUACACUCUCGAUGGAGAUGUCGACAAUGACAACAUCUACGCUGGCCGUGCAGAUAGUCUACAGGGCUUCAGGCGAUUCAUGCGAAAGAUAACCAAGUCCAAGAAGGCACUACUCCCUUCGUGGUGGACGCCUGAGAAACAACAAGAGUGCGAAGACUUUGGCAUGGACGAGGAUCAAUGGCAGAACUUGAUGUCUGGAGUUGAAAAGAAGGACAUCAUCGAACACUAUCAAGAUCACCAAUUCCCGAUGCAGUUGCGCAUGCUUGGCGAAGCUAUCUACGGCCGAGCACCCGGUGGUUCAGAUGGAACUUCCAUGAGGAAGAUGCUGGCAAUGUUUGAGAGUGGAGGCGCUGCAUGA